Molecule: messenger RNA, 1938 nt
Organism: Cladocopium goreaui
Lineage: Eukaryota; Dinophyceae; Suessiales; Symbiodiniaceae
Source: the annotation of a GenBank genome assembly
AUGGAUGGCCCUCCCGUUGUGCGCUAUUGGAGGCUGAAGUUCUUCGUGCCCCCAGCGGUGCCGCAGAACAUCUUGUUCUUCUUGCUGGAAGAGACGGACCCCAGCGCGUCGGUCAUAGUGCUAGCAGCCGUGCACCCCAAGGUCCGGGGGAAGGUGUGGAAGGAAGUCGUGGUUUUCCGUGACCUCCGUGCGGUGCAAAUCUUCAAGAUCGACUCCUAUGGACAUCAGCACUACAGGUCCCUGGAGUACACCACCAAUGCGCGCUACUGCUUAGCAGAGAAGCAGCCCAACCCCAACGAUCGCGACGAUCCCUGGAUUGGGGAAGAUAUGAAGCCGGAGCUCCGGAUCUGUUUCUUGAAAGCAGAAAGGAACUUACAGGACAAGCCACCGUCCGUGGUGAUGUCGCGCACGAUCGUGAAGGACGUGCACAGCGACGGCAGCGCGGGGGCCGGCUCUGGCAAAGCGGAUCCGUUAGAUGACUCAGAGGAAUGGUCAGACGGUGAGCCCAGUGAUGAUGAGACCGAGCAGGAAAGGAAGGAACGAACCGUAUGGGAAAGAUCCCAGAAGGAGGGCGAGCAGUAUCUGCCGAAGCGCUUCUUGAAAGGUCUGCUUCCCGAAGGGCUGCUCGAGAAGUAUUUCAUCUACCAGGAGAAUGAGUCGCCCUGGAGAGCCAUCCGAGGAUAUCCAAAGACCUUGGAAGGAGAAGAGGAACGAGAUCCAGACCACAUCCUCGAGAUCAAGCUGAUCAAGGUGAAGAAGGUUCCCAGUACCGGGCACCGAGGGUGGUGCGCGCUGGUGCGGAAACGUUGGAAGGCGGCCGGAAGGAAACCCUGGUUCCUGCUGAAUCUGUUGUAUGCCAAGGAGGGAACGCCUUUGCACAGCAUGGCACGUACCUUGGUCCGUUUGGAAAAUCUCUCCUUCAUCUUAGCGUGGACAGAGCAAGACCCACGAGACCCAAAGGCGACCGGAUACGAUCCGCCCAUCCAUUUCGUGGAAAUGCCGCGGCUGCUGUUGUCCUUCACCGUGAAGCGCGCCGCCGACGGCAGCCGCGGCCUCUGGAGCUUGGACCACGCCGAAUUGUCCGUGCCGCUGGGGCCGCCCAGCUUCGCCAGGACGCAGGCUGCCAAGUUGCUGGAACCGAUGCCGCACUCCUUGUUGCUGCAAACCUCCAACCAGCAAUACUUUGCGCUGUUGCCCAACAUCAAGGUGCACCGGCCGCACGUGGGGACGGAUCCCUUCUCCACCGAACUGGUCCUGGAACGUGGCAACUCUGACUGGCUUCUUGGAACUGAGAGGUGGGGUCGAGCCAAGAACAAGACCUUCCUCUACCCGGUGCAUGCCUCACGGUCCUUCCUGCAAACGCCCACCCUGGCCUCGGCGCUGUAUGUCAUGAUGCUCCGCUGGAUGAAUCGCGACUAUCGCGGGGUGGCGGCCCUGGUGAGCGCCGUGGGCACCGACGCCAAAUACGAGGAAGAUGAGAUGCAGAUCUUCAAACACCUGGGACGCAUCAGCGAUCCCCAUCCAGACUCACAUGCCAACCGAUUGCAGGUCUCCUUGGCAGUGUCAGAUGCCAACAUGGAGCUCCCCUGGGACUUGUUGGAGGAGUCUGCGGGUUACCUGGGAAAAAUCGCCCACGUCACUGCCAGGUCGCGGCUGAGCGAGGACUACGAACUGCGCGUCUUGCAACUCUGCAGCCAGAUUCGUAAGUGCCUUGAGAUCAUCGAGAACGAGGUCGGUGUGCUGCGCCAACGCUGGUGGGGUCAAUGGGGUGCAGCACGCAUCAAGCGCUUUGUGGAACUGCUACAGAGCGAGAAGGAGAGAAAGUUGGCGAAUUUCCAAGAAGCGCAGGAGGUGGAGCAGUGGCUACGACAAUUGGUUCGUGCCUGGAUCUGGUUUUUUUUCCGCGGCCGGUGCCUAGUGGUUGCAACCAUAAGGUGA